GUAAAAAAAAAAAUCUCACAGAAUCGCUCAUGAAUUUUAUUCCUUGCCGACAAGGAAUCUAGUCUUUUCCUUUGUACUUUAAUAUAAAGGCGCUGAUGUGAACUGUGUUUUUCUUCAGUGAAAUCACUGCCUGCGAUCAGUGGGCUAGUUUACAGAAACGGAAUCAGAAUCAGAAGUUCAUUCACUCGAUCCGUGGGAGGCAGACACAAAACGUCGCACCUGCCCUUUCGGACUUAUCUCAGUCUUUUCAGGGACUUGCGCGAGAACAGCAACCAAGCGAAGUCCCUGAGCAGUAGACAACCAUUUGGAUUACAUAUACUUUCUCACGAUUUGGAUGAGCAAUGAUUUGGAUGAAAUGAUUUUCUGGAUGUAAGUUGUAUCUUUCGCGUCCAGCAUCCCAUCGGCUGUGUAAAGAAAAACGAAGGAAGGAAGGUGUUUCAAAAUUUCGGGAUUUGAAAUUCGUCCGGUCUAUUGCCACAACUGGUUCUGGCAGUUCGGGAACUUUACAAAGUAACUUUCUGAAUCUACUCGUCUGGAAAUGACCCCAACGGACUGCGCGACAUUGUCAGUGCUCCUAUUGCACUGUUUUACAUCUGUACAUGGGCUGGUGGAGAGACCCAGUCUGCCGCCCCCUCAGCUGUUUCCUGCAGGUGACAGACACCUGUACGACGUCCGGAGCACGCUCAAUCUCACCUGCAGGGGCUGGGACCAGGUGACGUGGAGCCUGCCCCGGGGCAGGCUGUCCUCCGAGGGGGCGCUGGUGGAGGAGGAGAGGUGCGACCGCGGGGGUCACAGCCACUGCAGCCAGCUGGUGGUGCGCAGGCUGGUGCACAACGACACGGGACCGUACGCCUGCCACUACGCCGACCGCACCCCGGACCGGGAGGCCGGCACCUACGUGUUCGUCAAAGAUGACAGACAGCCAUUUGUACACCAGCACAGCAACGAUCCAGACACCGUGACGGUGUUUGACGGUGCUCACCACAUCCUCAUUCCCUGCAGGACCACCUCUCCUGACUACCACGUCAAACUGGAGGGGCUACCCAGCAUAGCUGAAAGCAUCAAACAGGCGGCAGAGUGGGACCCACAGGUGGGGUUCAGGAUCCCUUACAUCGCCCACACCUACUACGCCCUGCUCACCUGCGUCACCACCGUCAACAGACACCGCAUCACGUCGAGCUAUAUUCCCGUGAAAUCAAGCCGUAUGCUGUCCAAUGUGAAGAUGACACCGGGGAGUGUCAGGCUGGUUGUCGGGGACAACCUCACCCUCACAUGCUCUGGACACGUCACCUACAAUGGAAGAAUUGGUUUCACAUGGACCUUCCCACAGAGAUCACGGAAUCGACCGCGUGAGUUCCGGGGCUUGAGGGAACACCCGUCCAGCACCUUCACGCAGAGCAACACCACGACGGUGCGCAACGUCACCAUGCAGGACCGAGGCACGUACAAGUGCACGGCGACGAACCACCAAAAAAAGAAGCAAGUCUCCGCUAAAGUCAUCAUUUAUGAGCACCCAUUCCUCAGUGUGAGCUACAAAGAGCGCAGCGAGAAAACUGUUCCGGAGGGCGAAAACACGGUGACCUUUGAUCCCCAGGUCAACGCACUCCCACUGCCAAACAUCGUCACAUGGUUCAAGGAUGACGUUCCUAUCAGUGUCAACUCGACUUGCUUUGAGCUGUCAGGCUACAAUCUCACCAUUAAAGACGUAAAGCGGGACGAUGCUGGAACUUACUCCGUCUCUCUGAGGAACACAGAGAGAAACUUGUCCACGUUUCUCCGCUACAACUUGACGGUUACAGUGAAGCCAGUGAUUUUGGAGGAGGAGGUGGCCAUGGAGGACAUGCAUCAUUACCUGAAAGGCGGGGAGUACUCUCUCACCUGCACCUCCUUCGGCAUUCCCCUGCCCCGCAUAACCUGGACGUGGCAGCCCUGCGACCCUGACCCCGCCCUCAAGCAGUGUAAGAAUUACGCUCAACCAGAGCCCGUCUACGCUAAUGGAGAACAGGGGAACAUGACGCAGCACCGGCACAACAAGAUUAAGUUCAUCGACACCAAAACUGCGGAAGUGAAAGGGAGGAACAAAACCAUCAGCACUCUGGUGGUGGCUGAGGCCAACGUCUCCGGGAUCUACUCCUGCCAUGCGGAGAACUCAGUGGGAAACUGCUCAUGGAACCCCCCUUUCUACGUGGACAGUCACCCAGAGGCCAUAGAGAUCAAGCCUCACAGGGCGAUCGAGGGGGACGACGUCACCCUGACCUGCAGAGCCACGCGGUACCUGUACUCCGAGCUGCUCUGGUACGACCCGCGGAACCGCACGGUUCCCGGCUCCGACACCUCGCUGCGCCUCUCCCCGCACUCCAUCUCCCUCUCGCUGCGGCUGGAGAACGUCUCCCGCGGCAACGUCAAGGGCUACGAGUGCCGGGCCUUCAACGACCACACCCACAAGGAGGUCCGAAAGAUGUCCAUGCUGCACGUCAAAAUCCAAGAGCCGAGGGGGCCCUGGCUGCCGCAGAACCUGACCAAUCAGGACGUGAACAGCGGCAGCACGCUGAUCCUGAACUGCUCCGCCCAGGGCGUGCCGUCGCCCAACAUCACGUGGUACAAGAUCGGUCGUCCCGUGCUGCAGGGUCCAGGAAUCACGCUGGCGGAGGACGGGUUCCUGACUAUCGAGCGAGUGAAGAAGGACGAUGAGGGCCUUUACGAGUGUCUGGCCAGAAACACCAUCGGGGAGGUGAAGACGCAAGCGGUCGUCACUGUAGUUGGUGAUGACGGGAAGCCCAACAUCGAGGUCAUUAUCCUGGUGUGCACUGGAGUGGCUGCCACCUUCCUCUGGCUGAUGCUCAUCCUCUUCAUCCGUAAACUGAGGAAGCCCAGUUCUGCAGACAUAAAGACAGGCUACCUGUCAAUCAUAAUGGACCCAGAUGAGGUGCCCCUUGAUGAGCAAUGUGACCGUCUGCCUUAUGACAGCAGCAAGUGGGAGUUUCCUCGAGACCGACUGAGACUGGGCAAAACACUGGGACAUGGAGCUUUCGGCAAAGUCGUGGAGGCAUCUGCAUUUGGAAUCGAUAAGUUGUCGACUUGCAAGACGGUUGCGGUCAAAAUGCUAAAAGGAGGAGCCACGACCAAUGAGUGCAAGGCCCUGAUGUCUGAACUGAAGAUACUGAUCCACAUUGGCCAUCAUCUCAAUGUGGUGAACCUUCUGGGAGCCUGCACCAAGCCAGGAGGUCCCCUGAUGAUAAUAGUGGAGUUCUGCAAGUAUGGAAAUUUAUCCAACUACCUAAGAAGCAAGAGGAGUGACUUCGAUGUCUACAAGAACCAGGACGGCAAGGGCGUGACGUCGGGGUCGGGCUGCAACCUGAGCGACCUCAUCAAGCGCCGGCUGGAGAGCGUGGCCAGCACGGGAAGCUCGGCCAGCUCCGGCUUCAUCGAAGAUAAGAGCUACUGCGACUCGGAGGAAGACGAUGAAGAACCAGAGGAUUUGUACAAGAAAGUCUUAACCAUGGAGGAUUUGAUCUGCUACAGUUUCCAAGUAGCCAAGGGCAUGGAGUUCCUGGCCUCACGAAAAUGCAUCCACCGCGAUUUGGCUGCCAGGAACAUACUGCUGUCGGAGAACAACGUCGUCAAAAUAUGCGACUUCGGGCUGGCGAGGGACAUCUACAAGGACCCGGACUAUGUGCGAAAAGGAGACGCCAGACUACCGCUGAAGUGGAUGGCGCCAGAAGCCAUUUUCGACAAGAUCUACACCACGCAGAGUGAUGUGUGGUCUUUCGGAGUCCUCAUGUGGGAGAUAUUCUCAUUGGGUGCUUCCCCUUACCCGGGCCUGCACAUCGACGAGGAGUUCUGCUGCAGACUAAAGGAGGGGACACGAAUGAGAGCUCCAGAGUACUCCUCCUCCGAAAUAUACCAGACGAUGCUGGACUGCUGGCAGGGCGAGGCAGCGGAGAGGCCCACGUUCACUGAGCUGGUGGAGCAGUUGGGGGACCUGCUCCAGGCCAGCGUGCAGCAGGAAGGUAAGGACUACAUCCCCAUAAACACGGCCCUUCUGACCAAAGAGGGCAGGCCCACCGGAUCCUCCAUCGCAGAGGAGACCUCUGACACUCUCCCUUCACACAGAGACUCCAGGAGCAGCUGCAACAUCAAGAUCCGACCUGCCAGCGUAAAGACCUUUGAUGAGGUUACCAUGGAGAGUGACACAAGCGAGUCUCAGGAGGGAGGGCAGUCUGACAGCGGCAUGGGCCUCUCCUCUGACGACAUGAAGGCCCUGAAGCGGCUGGAAUCGCUGGCUGGACCGCUGAGCAUAAUGGCCCUGGCGAUGAAAGCAGGGAGUAAGAGCAAGGAGUCGGUCCUGCUGGAGGCGGAGAAGGAGAAGUUCCAGCCCCCGAGUCCCGACCUGGACCUCAGCCUGGAGGACUCCUCCCUCGACCCGGCCUUGGAGUGCCACAGCCCGCCGCCCGAUUACAACUACGUGGUCCGCUACUCCACCCCUCCCGUGUAGCCGGCCCUGCUGCGCCCCGCCCCAGCUCUCCCCCACCCUCCGCCGAACCUGCGCCUCUCCUGGAGAAUCUGACUGACCGACUGCCUCAAGAGCCCAGACCCCACUCCUGUCCGCGGCCUGCAUUCUCCAGGAGAUCCACCCGCACCCUUCCGCUCUUCAGUUAGAGUUUUCGUUUUUAUUGCGCUCUUCCCGCAGUGCAGCUACCUACAGCAGGAAUAAAACACACAAAAAAAACAAACAAAUGUGCCACUUUAUUACAGCUGUCAGAAGAAGUAAAGAACACAGAACCCAGAGACAGACAUUUCCCCCCUCACCCAAAGUUCAAAGUUCAAAUUCUGCACUUUGUCCGUAUCUGCUUAUCCUCCAGGAGGACUUUUCCAAAGGAAAACCACCUGUUUGGAGUUGUCCCCACUGGCAUUCCGAGGCAGUUCACCUAUAGCUUCCCCAGGGCUCUAACAGAGGGUGCUGCUAGAAUAUUCCACAGACCAAUAUGACGUCUGUGCUUUCAGCAUAAAGACAUGCUCAGGUAUUUUAAUAAUCUACUGUGAAAGCUAAUGAGAACAAACGUCCCUAGUAUUGUACAGAUGAAUUAGCCAUUUAUUCAGCUGAUCACUCUGUUAUUGUGUACCAGAGGUAGGCCGUGUACGAGAUGUGUGUCUUUGUAACCAAGUUACACCCAGGCGGACGAGGGCAGGAAAUAGAGAGGGGAGGGUUCAUUAAAGUGUAAAUAUAUUUUCUAAGGAAAUUGAAACUGGAAAAUGUUUUAUAUUAUUUUCAAUGUGUAUUUCAUUUUUUUUUUUUGUUGUUAUAAACAGUAUUCUCUUGGAGAUAGCUAUAAAGAAUAUUUGAAACAAGUUUAUUUAAAAAAAUCUUUAAACAUAUUCCUUCACCCGGUUUUUUAAAGCUACUGGUAGCAAGAGAGAGAAAGAGAGAGAGUGAGAGAGUGUGAGAGAGAGAGAAAGAGAAAGAGAGAGGGAAGUCUCUGAAUUAUUGAAAGUGCAGUCUGAAAGCAUUCCCCGCUCCAGCAGGCUAAUAUACUGAAUUCCCCAGUCUCUUCAGUCUUUUCAGGAAACCAGUCGUGUUUUGGUUGGAUCUGCUGCCCGCAGUGGCUGGUUUAAUCUCCGUUACUCGGGUUAAAGUGCACCUUGGGUAUUUCUCCACACACACACACACAAAAAAAACAUCACAUCAUCCUGCUGCCGAUGCUUUGUUUUUACUUUAUUAUUAUUUCUCCCGGAUAAUUUAAUAAGCAUUAAAACAUUAACCUGGGGGCAGUGUGUUUUGGUUGUGCAUGCCCAGAAAGCUCUGUGGAAAUGACUACCAUACAGCGGGAUUCAGUACUGCUUUGUUCCUCCCAACAAACUUCCCCUGCAUUUAACACUUUGAGAAAAGAAACCUGGGUGCUCUUUAGUCAUGUAACUGGCAGGUAGACGUAUUCAUCGGUGUAGGUUGACGUGUACCACAGUAUCUAUUCCCCAUGGGGGCAGCAGCCACACAGUGUGACUGUAAAGCCUGAUUUAUACUUCUGCGUUGAAUCUACUAGCCUACGCGUAGCCGCAUUCCCUACACGGUAGCCUACGGCGUAGCCUGACAUGCACAUCCCCAGAAAUGUAACUACGCAGAGACCCAACACCUCUGUGUAGCCUAUGGCGUAGGGAACACGGCUAUGCGUAGGCUAGGCUGUAGCAUCUGCGUAGAUGCAGAAGUAUAAAUCAGCCUUAAAAAGAAACAAGCCCCAGGACCUGGCCGUCUUCCAUUUACAAACAGAACGGGAUCAUCAUCCACAUCUGCAGAGGAAAAAAAAAAAAUCCACAUUUUUAUUCCUGUUUUUGUUUUAAUUCAUCCAAAUAAUUCAUUUGUGUUCUUUCUUCUAGCCCCUAUGGUUAGCGAUUCAUGAGGAAAGGGCUCUGUAUUUAUAUCUAAGAGCAGCUGAACAGAGGUUAAAUGCUGUGACUUAUGAACAUACUACAUGGAAAGUGUUUAUUUUUGUUUGUACAAUGCUGGUCAGAAACAGUGACCAGAGGAUUAGUAUUUCAGUCGGCUAGUUGAAGAGAUAAACUAUGCAUAUUUAUUUGGGAAAUAUAUCUGUCACAUGUGGUUCAAAGGUCAAAUGCAAUGUAAUUUAAAUUCCAAAACUGUUAAAUGUCAACCAAAGGAUCGUGUGCCCUAAGCAACUCUAUAUAAGAAUUACUAACAUUCCAUUUCUAUUUCUUUUAUAAUGAGCAAAUCUUUUGUGAUGUUUUACGCUGCUGUAUACACUAUGGUUACAAUAGGAAGAAAUGUAGUGAUUUUCUUCUGUUAACAGGAAUGUUUAUAUUGAGUUUGGUAACAGAUUCAAUUUCUUGUACUAAAAAUGUUACUAAAGCUUGCAGGGCAGGCUGUAGCUUCUGUGUCACAGGAACACUGAGUGUGUAGAUAGCUAUUCAAAGGCUGGUCACUAUAAACACAUCACCAUGAACAGAACUCAGUACUCCAAGCUGAAGGUAACUAAACAUGAAGGGAAAUAACAAACACAGGUAAUGAGGAUGCAGUCGAUACAUUCUGUUUCUCCUCGAUGUUGUAGCGCCUGAACUGAUAUCCUGCUUGAGUUUCUGUUAAAGAGUCUGUGUAAGAAAGCGCUGGUUUUAAGAUCAGGGUGAAUCUCGCAGCUGUUACACCCAGAAAUGCACAGUGAAGUAACUUCUUCAGCUGGAUCUUCUUCAGCUCUGGGUCUCUUCACACACACACACACACACACACACACUCACACACUCACACACUCACACACGCGGUUUGAGUGGCCAGUCGUGUACUAUGAAACCACUACUCUUGAAGUGCCAGUAAAACUAUGAGUGCAACGUCUGGACUGUUGAUUACUGCCAACAGUAUUACUGCCAACUGUUGUUUAUAUUAACAGGCUGAUUGGUUUGGAUGCUAAGUAUGGAAAAAAAAAUGUAUGCACUGAUGAUAUUUUCUUUCUUAUGUAGUUUCAUAAAUUUUUAUUCAAAAUGUAUUAUGUAUUUUGUAUUAUUAACCAAGUAUAAGGAAAUAAAUAAAUGAAUAAAGAUCUAUAUAUUUAUACAUUA
This is a messenger RNA of Conger conger (European conger), 7560 nucleotides long. RefSeq names its product kinase insert domain receptor like (gene kdrl). Gene Ontology annotation, molecular function: ATP binding; transmembrane receptor protein tyrosine kinase activity. NCBI's taxonomy places the organism in Eukaryota, Metazoa, Chordata, Actinopteri, Anguilliformes, Congridae. The transcript is spliced from 30 exons. Gene Ontology annotation, biological process: multicellular organism development; positive regulation of kinase activity; cell surface receptor protein tyrosine kinase signaling pathway. Gene Ontology annotation, cellular component: signaling receptor complex. The record is from RefSeq and is a predicted model, not a curated record. The coding region runs from base 539 to 4495 and encodes 1318 amino acids.